Messenger RNA from Aspergillus ochraceoroseus IBT 24754, 1470 nucleotides. RefSeq lists its product as uncharacterized. Lineage: Eukaryota; Fungi; Ascomycota; Eurotiomycetes; Eurotiales; Aspergillaceae. Gene Ontology annotation, molecular function: DNA-binding transcription factor activity. The coding region runs from base 1 to 1470 and encodes 489 amino acids. The record is from RefSeq and is a predicted model, not a curated record. Gene Ontology annotation, biological process: regulation of DNA-templated transcription. The transcript has a single exon.
AUGUCGCAGAUCCCCCCAGCGUCAAGCCGGUCGUCAAACGAUGCUCAUCUAACCGAGAACCGGAAGAGAGCCCAUACCGAUGACGAUUCAUCUACCCCAGAGGGCCGUGAAUCGGUGCGCGUUCGACCGCUCUCCUGGCACCCGUCUGCUCCCGUGGAACCUCCGCUGAAAUCUGCCCAGCAUAGAUCGAUUGGCGUCCACUCAAUUCUGAACCAUCCCGGAAAAUCAGCCGCAGGAACCCCAGCCUCUGCGGAGAGUGGUCGAGAGGGGCUGGGAGAUCAACGGGCAUCUGACUCACCAUCUCAUUCUCGGUUUCCUUCCUCUUCAACAGUGCAUUUACCCUCCCCGUCCAUGCACCACGCGAAGCCUCCCCCAGUCUUGUCUCCGGGCAUGAGAAACCACCAUCAGAAUAUCACUGCUCAUUCGCCAUCCGCACGUUUCGUUAAUGCGGGAGGCUACUAUCCACAAAAGCCAGCUGCUUCUCAGUCCCCUUUAGCUCAGCUACCGGGGCUGCAGACAGUAGCUCCCGGUUCGCCUUUGCCGAUAGUAGACUCGGCAUCUGGACACCCUCCACCUGUACCUAGCCACCAGCAAUCGACUUCUAUUCAUUCAACACCGACGUUUGCCAGUCACCGGGCGAGUACCAAUCAAACCCCAAAUGCGAGUUCCAAAGAAACCAGCCCAACUUCACCCGUGUCUGUUUUCAGCCAGCUGGGACGGUCUUCCCCUGCUCUUGCGGCAGCCUCUGCACCACAGUCGGGCCCCAUGUUUCUGAACUCAUCGCCCUACGCAGCCGUGGAUCCCAUUACUCGAUUACCAUCAGCCAUGGCUGGGCAGAGGCCUGCGGGAGAGGAGACGAAUACCGGUAUUGGCGGGUCCCAACCGGACGCUCCUCUCCCUGGCAUGAUACCUUGCUUUUUAGACUUGAAGUCUGGGUCAUCCAGUCAGGCGGAGAAGCGAAAGGCCAACAGCGAUGCGUCCAGACGAUUCCGUAACCGGAAGCGCAACGAGAUGCAGAUGGAACAGAAGAUCACGUCCCAGCAGGAUGAGAUCCGGAAGCAAGCGGAAACAAUUCAAAAGCAAGCCCAAGAGCUACAAACUCUGCUAGAACAGUGCGAUUUCUAUCAUUCCGAGAGAGAUUUCUUUCGUGAACAGGUUACCCGGUUUGUGCCAUCUAGCCAGCUCCCCGCUCGACCAACUUCCCCUCGGGCCUUCCGACCGUCGUUUGAAACAACACCUUCGGAACGCGACCACCAGGCAAGCUGGUCUGGACCAGAUGGCCCCCGAAAGAUCGGCGAAACAGCCUCCUGUUCCACGGCUACCUCUGGUCAAAGCAUCACGCCAGUUUCGACUCCGAGACCUGCGGGGACCUGGUCUGCUGCUCCCUCCCCUUACCCACCAGGCCAGAUGGAUGAGCAACCAACCAGACCGAUACCGCAGACUCCAGGAACAUGGACCCGAUCUUCCUAA